AUGCAGAUAUCACUGAUCACAUCCACCCUCUUAACCCUCUUCGUCUCGUCAUCAUGGGCGUGCUCGCGCGUGACAUACAACAGCACCAUCACCGAUGGCAAUCGCAUUACGACGGGCCGCUCAAUGGACUGGUUCAUGACCACGAACGCUAGCAUCUGGACCUUCCCAGCUGGCAUGUCACGGAACGGGGCCGCAGGAGCGAACUCUCUGACCUGGACAUCCAAGUACGGCUCGGUCAUCACAGCCAUGUACGACGCCGCCGUGGUUGACGGCAUCAACUCGAAAGGUCUGACCGGAAACUUCCUGUACCUCGCCAACGCCAAUUACGGGACACGAAAGCCAUCCCUCCCAGGCAUCUCCGUCGGCGCCUGGCUACAAUAUUUCCUCGACAGCUACGCGACCGUUGACGAAGCCGCGAAUGACCUGUAUACCGCCGAGGGGCGGGAGAAGUUCCAAGUCGUGACCGCCGAACUGAUCCCAGGCACCCCGUCUCUCGGCCACAUCUCGCUGACCGACGAGUCGGGCGACAACCUGAUUCUCGAAUACCUCGACGGGGUCUUGACCGUUCACCACGGUUUGCAAUACACUGUCAUGACGAACUCACCAUCAUACUACCAACAGCUCGCCAUCAUGGAAUACUGGCUGCCGAUCGGCAACCAAUCGCUCCCGGGCACACGCCGACCCGCCGACCGCUUUGCGCGCCUGUCGUACUACAACAACGUGACCGCGCCAUCGUCCAGCCUCGAGGAGUCCGUCGCCAUCACGGCCUCCAUGAUCCGCGCCGUCAGCGUGCCCAUCACGCCGUCGCUGCCGGGCGAGCCCGACGUCGCGACCACGCUGUGGCGCACGUACGCCGACACCCGCGCCCUGAAAUAUUUCUGGGAGAGCACCGUGCAGCCCAUGUUUUUGUGGAUUGAUCUCGGCGAUUUCGACCUCUCGAUAUUCGGCCAGGUCAUGCUGCUUGAUCUGCAGGUCAGCCCAUACUCGAGAGUCGGGAAUAUGAAGGGCAAAUUCGUGCCGAGUGCGCCAUUUCCUUUCUUUCCUGUUGGCGGUUCGUGA
Messenger RNA from Exophiala aquamarina CBS 119918, 1059 nucleotides. RefSeq lists its product as uncharacterized. Lineage: Eukaryota; Fungi; Ascomycota; Eurotiomycetes; Chaetothyriales; Herpotrichiellaceae. The transcript has a single exon. Bases 1 to 1059 code for a protein of 352 amino acids. The record is from RefSeq and is a predicted model, not a curated record.